AUGCUAUGGCUCGAGUUUGAAGACAUCUGUGGAUACUCACAACUCGCAAUAGGUUACUGCGGAGUUGAGCAAGACUAUUGUGUCGGCACUCCAAAUGUACCCUGUCAGCAAGGCUUUGGCUCUUGCCAGGUCAUCUCACCACCUUCAUGUGGUGGAAGCUCGGCUGCAGGUCGGAGUAUAGGCUACUAUCAAUUAGCCAAUGUUCGGGACCGGCAGUGCAAUCGGAUCAGCCCAAAAGACAUUGACACCAAAGGACUAACGCAUCUCUACGCCGCUUUUGCGACAGUCAAUCCUUCUACCUUCGAAGUCAGCCCUGCCCACCCGGAUGAUCCGGCACUGUACAAGGAAUUCACGAGUCUUAAAUCAUCUACACUCAAAACAUGGAUUGCUAUUGGAGGUUGGGAUUUCAAUGACCCUGGCGCGACACGCACAACAUUUAGCGAUUUGUCUAGGACGGCGGCGCGACGUUCAAGAUUCAUCACUUCCCUGAAGAACUUCUUGACUACACAUGGCUUUGAGGGAGUUGACAUAGACUGGGAGUACCCAGGAGCGCCAGACAGGGGUGGAGUCAAAGAAGAUACCGACAACUACGUUGCAUUACUGAAGGAGAUGCGCGCAGCUUUCGGAACCCAAUUCGGCAUCAGCAUUGCCAUCCCAUCUAGCUAUUGGUACCUCCGAUGGUUCAAACCAAAAGAGAUGGAACCAUAUGUCGAUUGGUUUGGUGUGAUGACUUACGACCUGCACGGCCCGUGGGAUGAAAAGGUGUCACAAAUCGGUAAAGUCGUGCUAGGCCAUACUAAUAUUCCCGAGAUCUACAAUUGGACCCAACCUCUUUGGUAUGAUACAGUGAACCCCGCCAAAGUCAACAUGGGCCUUGCGUAUUAUGCCCGAGGAUAUACAGUCUCUGAUGCAGGUUGUAACGCACUUGGCUGCAGCUGGAGUGGCACAAGCAGGCCCGCGCCAUGUACAAACUUUGGUGGUGUAAUGUCUCUCCAAGAGAUUGAAAACCAGAUAAUUCCACAACUAGGCGUUCAACCCCGCUUACUAGAAAAAGACAUGAUGAUGGAACUUAAGUGGGGAAACCAGUGGAUUGGUUAUGAUAACAAAGAGACUAUUGCUAUGAAGAAGGCAUGGGCGAGUCAACAUUGCUUUGGUGGUACUAUGAUAUGGAGUGUUGAUUUCUACUCGGGAUCCGGCAGUGGAGAUACUCCUGACGGUGGUGGCUCAACUGAUCCUGGGAAUCCUGGCCAGGGGAACCCGGGGUCGGGGUCAGGAAACGUAUACAUUGACCCAAGUAUCUACAAAGACCCAAACCCAGUAGUCAACUGUGUGCCUCCUUGCACACUUAUUCUACCACCACUUCAGCUAUCUACCGCUACGACUAUCAGAUUUCCGCUUUAUACGACGUCUUUGGAUGUGGCUUGGAGCGCUUCAACAGGAUGGACUAGUAUUGUGCAGACAACAGUGUUGACUAUACCCCCAGUGACAACCACAGCAAUCGAAGUAUGGGCCUAUACGGUAACGGACACAAGGACGUCUUCAGGUGUUUAUUCAACUUUUGAUAUCACACCCAGUAUCAGGCCAACUCCAUUCACUAUAACGAAUGACCCCGAUCCUCUUCAUGAAUCCACCUCUCAUCCUGUAGUAACGCGGGUCAUCACCCCACCGCCUUACCCAUAUACGUACACUCCACCAGUGGCACAAUCUACUACAACGACAACCUCAAGCGAUGCCGCUCUAUUCGUAUUAUUUCCAAAGGCUACAUGGAAACCGGGAAAGCCUGGACCAUUGUGUAAGAUCAACUGUGGCAAGCCAUGCUUGAUUUUCUGCAAUCGUCCUUGCCUUCUCGACUGCACAGACGGCCCAAACGACUUCCCAGACCCCAAAAACCCCAAUCCACCUCCCCGCCCAAAGCCCAACCCGACACCUCCAAGCAGGCCCAAGCCAACAAUUCCCGAUACCCCCGAACCAACCCGCAAACCCAAUACCAACGGCGAUGAUCCGAACGACGAAGAAGAAGAGGACAACGACCGUGAAUGCGCGCUGGAAUUCGACCUCCCGAUCCCAACCUUCCGCCCUGACCCAACGUCAACAAGCAUCAAACCUCCUCCGGCACCACCCACAUCAUCCCCACCGCCACCUCCAGAACCCCCGAAACCAAACCCUAGUACCGAAAAGAGAAAAUGCUACGAUUCUGGCGCUACAGUUACUCGCGGUAUGAUGAUCGACGCGCUCAACGCGUUUUGCUCAGCCUACGAAGGCACGGUCCUCGAUGCUUCGAGACCAGGUACGCAGCGUACGCUCACCAACGACCCUGGAUUCGGCGCGCAUUGUAUGUGCUGCGAUCUUGGCUGCUUCGAUAUGAUUCACAUCAGUGUGACAGUCAUCAAUGGGUGUAAGUUUGCGGUUGGCGGGAAGGGAAGUAACCAGGAAUGCGGGAGGAUUUUGAGGAGAGCGAUUGAUGAGUGCGAUACUUCAAGCACUGAGUUUAAGCAAGGAGGGACUGUAGAGAGCAAUUGUGCGCAAUGGCGGAUCGAUCCUGAUGUCUAUUGGGGGUGA
Messenger RNA from Periconia digitata, 2559 nucleotides. The record is from the annotation of a GenBank genome assembly. Lineage: Eukaryota; Fungi; Ascomycota; Dothideomycetes; Pleosporales; Periconiaceae.